CACGCCACGCAGGAGGCAGCGCGAGCGCAGGACGGCGCCUUCACGCUCCGCUUCUCCCGCGCUGCUGCUUUUUUUUUCUUCGCCGGCUCUUAUUAAAGAGUCAUGAAUAACGAUUAUUCCGGGGGCAGGAGCUCAGCGACGGCAUGCACACACAUACACUUACACACGCACACACGCACACACACACACUCUCUCUCUCCCGAGCCCGAAAACACCGGAUGAGGAAGAAGGAUAAGUAAAGCUCGCGGAGCUCGAGGCGCGGGACCGAGUAGGAGAGUCGGAACGCGCGGUGUACCCGGAGCGCGCGCACUGUUCUCUUCACUAUCAGCGCAUCCGAUCUUCCCCGAAGUCGGAUCAGUGUGUGUGUGUAUGUGUGGUGAAUGUGUAUGAGUGUGUGUAUGUGUUCGUGUGGGAAUAAAUUCUAAACUCCAGAUGUUAGUGCACACUUAUCCAUCCACGGACCGCCAUGACGGCGUACCGGGCCACAGCUCGCGCCUCUCCCAGCUCGGCUCGGUGUCUCAGGCUCCCUACUCCAGCGCGCCCCCGCUUUCCCACGCGCCCUCCUCGGACUUCCAGCCGCCGUACUUCCCGCCGCCGUACCAGCCGCUGCCGUACCCGCAGAGCCAGGACCCGUACUCACACGUGAACGACCCAUACGCGCUGAACGCGCUGCACCAGCCUCACCAGCAGCACCCGUGGGGCUCGCGCCAGCGGCAGGAGGUCGGCGGAGAGAGCGCGUCCCUGCUGCCGCAACCGCGAGCCUCCCUCCCGCCGCAGCUCUCCGGCCUCGACCCGCGCACCCGGGAUUACUCCUCUGUGCGGCGGCCGGACGUGCUGCUGCACUCGGCACCGCACGGGCUCGAGGCCGGCAUGGGGGACAGCCUGUCUCUGCACGGGCUCGCGCACGGCAUGGACGACACGCACGCUGUGGAAGACGCCAAUAACAGUGGAAUGAACAUCCUGGAUCAAUCCGUUAUUAAGAAAGUCCCGAUGCCGCACAAGAGCGUCACGUCUCUGAUGAUGAGUAAAGACGGCCUGAUUGGCGGCGUCACCGUUAACGUCAACGAGGUGUUCUGCUCGGUACCAGGUCGCCUGUCUCUGCUCAGCUCCACCUCCAAGUACAAGGUGACGGUGGGAGAGGUGCAGCGGAGACUCUCACCGCCCGAGUGCCUCAACGCCUCUCUGCUCGGCGGGGUCCUGCGCAGAGCUAAGUCGAAAAACGGCGGCCGGUCUCUAAGGGAGAAGCUGGAAAAAAUCGGGCUGAAUUUGCCGGCAGGAAGACGCAAAGCUGCCAACGUCACAUUGUUGACAUCUCUAGUAGAAGGGGAAGCUGUACAUUUAGCACGAGACUUUGGCUACAUCUGUGAAACAGAAUUCCCCACCAAGGCGGUGUCCGAGUACCUCAACCGCCAGCACACAGACCCCAAUGAGAUCCAUGCAAGAAAAAACAUGCUGCUCGCAACAAAGCAGUUGUGUAAGGAGUUCACAGACCUGUUGGCGCAGGACCGCACUCCGCUUGGGAACUCUCGUCCGACGCCCAUCCUGGAGCCGGGCAUUCAGAGCUGCCUGUCUCACUUCAGCUUCAUCACGCACGGCUUCGGCUCGCCGGCCAUCUGUGCCGCACUCACCGCACUCCAGAACUACCUGACCGAGGCGCUCAAGGGCCUUGACAAGAUGUUCAUCAACAACCAGACCUCCAACCGGCACACUUCGGCCGACGGCUCAAAAGGAGGGGAGAAAGACGAGAAACACAGGAAAUGAGGCACAAUGUUGGGAAAGAAGAAAAGGCUCUAAGAGCACCACUUAUCAGAUAUGUCCAGAGAUUCUUUGUACUCGAGAUUUAUGAUGUUCUGUUUUUACGUUCUUGUGAGGGGGGGAAGGGAGGAGAUGACGCAUCGACGAAGAGGAAAAGAAAGAAGGCAAAGUGGAGGAACUUGCAAGCCUGGUGACAUUUUAGACACAUUUUAUCAUAAAAGACAUUAACAAUGAACGACACGAACAGACACAGGUGUGGUAUCUUACUGAGAAAAAGGCCAUCGUUCCACUGUCCAGCCUCUAACCAGAGAUGCUAAAGGAAGGAAAAUGAUUUUAUUUUGAACAGUGCUUGAAACCUGUCCCAUCACCCAAGCUGUGUUAUUGCUCUUGAUUUUGCUGUAUACGAAGGCAUGACUUGAGUGUUUAUUUUGACCAAUGAACUACUUCAGAGUGUUGAAACAACCAUAAGUACAUUUUCUUAGCUCUGAAUACAGGAAACUUCACCAUAUUCCCAUCUAUCUCCUGAUGAAAUGGGGUUUUCAGGACUGGACCGCCAUUAUAUCAGUUUUAAUUUGAACCACUGGACAUUUGCUGUAUCUAUAAUUAGAUAUGUGUAUUAUUGUGAAUCUGGGUUGAGCCUAGAACACUGAACAUUCACUACCCUAACAUCAUCUCACCUAGGACACAAUUCAUAAUCAAACACCCUGCACGGUUAGUGUUUUACAUUGACUUUGAGCUAAAGCAGAAUCCUAUGCAACAACCAGUGAUAUUAGCUAAGCAUUCGAGAGUUAAAGUUACUUGCUUUAGAAGCAGUUUUGACUUUCUGGGUUUGAGCAUCACAACCUGAGCUACACACUGCCUAUUCAGGUGCUCAUUAUGAAUUUCUGAAAAGUUUUACCACACAGAAAAACUAACAAAGAAGAAAUAAAUAACGGCUAUACUUAUUUCUAUCCACUGUAACUACUGAAUAAGUGUUGGAUUGGCGUCCAUUUGGACAAAGUAUUAUACAGAUAAGUAUUUUACACCACUUUCACGGUGAUGUAUAGAAAUAAAUAUUGCUAUUUACAUUGGGGAAAUGUUUUGCUGGAAAUUUUUAAAAAAACAGAAAUUAAAUAACCAACUUUGACCAACUUUCCCUUUGACUCAACGUUCAGCACGAGAUGUCAUAUCAACAUGGUAAACCCAGCAACACUUCUUAAUGUUCAAUGGGUUUUGCUGUAUAUUUAGACAUGCAAAGCUAUCACUAAAUGUUUAUUGAAUAGCUAGAACAACAACAGGGAAAAUGAAAUUUAUGUUUCCCUCUAAUUUUAUAUAUCUAAAUUACAGACGUGGUUCCAAAUUGCCCCUUUUGAGCUCAGCAUUAUUCCGUCUAUCGUUCAGCCAAAAAAACUUUGUUGGGUCUUUGUCUUGCUUGCUUGAAAGUAAAAAGAAUCAGUCAAAAUCAGGACUAGAAAAUUCAGAUAUUUUACUUUUCACUGAAUGUGCUGGUAAUAAAAGUCCUUAGAUUUAAUUAGAAAAGAAUGCAAGUAUCCAAUCUCUUCACGGACAUAUCAAACAAAGCAAGAAAUUUUUUUAGAUUUUAUUGGCAGAACAUUGAAUUUAAAGAAGGAACUCAUCAUUUAAUAUUCAAACAAACACCGGAACCUCAAGAGCUUUUUGUUGUGCAGUCCUGAUUUUUAUCAUUACACAGUAUUUAUGCAGAAGCUUUUCUCUUUUCACAUUUUCAUCCAAAUCCCUUACUCAAAUUAUUCAUAUCCUUGCAUAUGAGUUUUGUUUUAUGAGAAAUUGUCAAGUUUGUGAUCAGCCAUGCUGAAAGAUUUUAUCCAGAGAUGUUCAUGGAAAUGUACAUUAAGCUUUUACACCCUCUCUUUCUCUAUUUCUUUCUUUCUGCCUGAAUCCUCACGAUGUUGUCGAACAGCGGCUCCGUCAGACCAGGAGUCUCUUCUAAUUUAUGUUUGUAUGUAUAUAUAUUUAAUUUAUGCCUAAUUUAUGGAGAAAUGGAGGUUUUGUACAUAGGAGCAGCUGGCUCGUCUGUCUGUGACUGUGUCCCUGUGCGUGGGUGAACGCUUGGUUUAUAGAUAGCUUCUCGUAUUUUAUAUUUUUAUUUUGUUUUUUUUUUCCUUGAUUUUUUUUUCCAUAGGCAACUCGUUAUAUGGUGAAGGGUAGAAGUUGGUUCUUUGUCCAGUGAUUUUCAUUUAUAUACCGAAAUAAGGAAUAAAUCAUGUGUUUUAUUGUAA
Messenger RNA from Clarias gariepinus (North African catfish), 3992 nucleotides. RefSeq names its product transcription factor AP-2 beta (gene tfap2b). The transcript is spliced from 7 exons. Gene Ontology annotation, cellular component: nucleus. Gene Ontology annotation, molecular function: RNA polymerase II transcription regulatory region sequence-specific DNA binding; DNA-binding transcription factor activity, RNA polymerase II-specific. NCBI's taxonomy places the organism in Eukaryota, Metazoa, Chordata, Actinopteri, Siluriformes, Clariidae. Bases 433 to 1761 code for a protein of 442 amino acids. Gene Ontology annotation, biological process: regulation of transcription by RNA polymerase II; anatomical structure development; regulation of cell population proliferation. The record is from RefSeq and is a predicted model, not a curated record.